CAAACCAUCUGAUUAGAAGAGCUUCUCUCAGGAGCACAUUGGGUCCACACUUUCCACAGGAGGAAGGCGGCAGCUUCUUCCGAGGUGGUGGCCAGAGGACAAGGGGGCUCAGGCCAUGUCCACCACCACAUAUCAAGUGGUGGGUUUCCUCCUGUCCAUUCUGGGACUGGCGGGCUGCAUUGCCGCCACGGGGAUGGACAUGUGGAGCACCCAGGACCUGUACGACAACCCUGUCACCUCUGUGUUCCAGUACGAGGGGCUCUGGAGAAGCUGCGUGAGGCAGAGCUCAGGAUUCACUGAGUGUCGGCCCUACUUCACCAUCCUGGGCCUUCCAGCCAUGCUGCAGGCAGUGCGAGCCCUGAUGAUCGUAGGCAUUGUCCUGGGUGCCAUUGCCCUCCUGGUGUCUAUCUUUGCCCUGAAGUGUAUCCGAAUUGGCAGCAUGGAGGACUCUGCCAAAGCCAACAUGACGCUGACCUCUGGAAUCAUGUUCAUCAUCUCAGGUCUUUGUGCAAUUGCUGGAGUGUCUGUGUUUGCCAACAUGCUGGUUACCGACUUCUGGAUGACCACAGCUAACAUGUACACCAGUAUGGGUGGGAUGGUGCAGACUGUUCAGAACAGGUACACCUUUGGUUCAGCUCUGUUUGUGGGCUGGGUCGCUGGAGGCCUCACACUGAUCGGGGGCGUGAUGAUGUGCAUUGCCUGCCGGGGCCUGGUGCCAGAGGAAACCAACUACAAAGCCGUGUCUUACCACCCAUCAGGCCACAAUGUUGCUUAUAAUUCUGGAGGCUUCAAGACCAGCACUGGCUUUGGGUCCAACACCAAAAACAAGAAGAUAUACAAUGGGGGUGCCCACACAGAGGACGAGAUGCAAUCUCACCCUUCCAAAUACGACUAUGUGUAGUGCUCCAAGACAACUCAGCAUGGGCAGAGGAAACCCCCCAAUUAGAGCUCGUCUAAGAAACUAGGAGAUUUUACCAUGAUUCCUCAUUGUUUUUGACCCCCUAGAUGGUUGCAAGUUAGAAAAACCUUGAUUUCAUCUGUGGUGGGAGGCCAAA
Molecule: messenger RNA, 1055 nt
Organism: Loxodonta africana (African savanna elephant)
Lineage: Eukaryota; Metazoa; Chordata; Mammalia; Proboscidea; Elephantidae
Gene: CLDN18
Product: claudin 18
Exons: 5
Coding region: 116-901 (261 amino acids)
Biological process (GO): bicellular tight junction assembly; cell adhesion
Cellular component (GO): bicellular tight junction; plasma membrane
Molecular function (GO): structural molecule activity
Source: RefSeq, a predicted model, not a curated record